AUGGCCCCCGGAAUCACGGAACCCUCAUCCUCAGCAGGUCCUUCGACCGCUGAAAGCAAGCCUACCGUCUAUGUUCUUGACACCUUCCCUCCCAAGGCCAUCGAGUACGCCAAGACUCUGUUCAACAUUAUCCAACCUCAGGAUGAAGAAUUCAAGAACUGGCGGCAAAAUGCCCGAGCGCUGCUAAUUCGAGGCUCAUAUGUUACGGCUGAUGACAUCGCGAGCUGCCCGAAUUUAAUCGCCAUCGGCAAGCAUGGCGUGGGAAUUGACAAGAUCAAUCAGGAUGCCUGCGCACAGAGGGGUAUCAAGAUCCUCAACACCCCCGGUGCCAAUGCGCGGGACGUUGCCGAGCUGGUCGUUGCACUGGCCUUGUCGGUUGCUCGGGGAAUUCGGUCCAUCACAACCCGGCAAAUGUUGAAGCCCGUACCGAAGGAGACCUGCAAUGGAUUGACUCUGUAUCAGAAGACGAUCGGCAUCAUUGGUAUGGGGAAUAUCGGACGUACAGUGGCGGAAAUAUUCCGCGGUGGCUUCGACGCCAACAUUGUUGCUUAUGACGCCUACAUGCCCGAGGAUGUGUGGUCCCAUAUCCCACAUACCAGGGCAAAGAGUGUCGAUGAGGUGCUUGUCCAGGCAGACGUGCUCUCUGUCCACGUCCCCCUCACCGCAGAGACCCGAGACAUGAUUUCCUAUGAGCAAAUUCGCGCAAUGAAGCCCGACGCAAUUCUGAUCAAUGCUGCUCGUGGUGGUAUUAUCAACGAGGCCGACCUCACCAAGGCGUUAUCGGAAGGGUAUCUUUGGGGUGCAGGGUUGGAUUGUCAUGAGCAAGAGCCACCGAGCCAUGAGAAGUAUGAGGCCCUCUGGAAGAAUUUGAACGUUAUUAGCACACCACACAUUGGCGCUGCCACCUCAAGGGCGCAACUGGCCAGUGCUACAGCAGCGGUGGAUAACCUGUACCAAUAUCUCUCGAAACUGUGA
Messenger RNA from Aspergillus oryzae RIB40, 975 nucleotides. RefSeq lists its product as uncharacterized. The transcript has a single exon. Gene Ontology annotation, molecular function: glyoxylate reductase (NADPH) activity; hydroxypyruvate reductase [NAD(P)H] activity; NAD binding. The record is from RefSeq and is a predicted model, not a curated record. Bases 1 to 975 code for a protein of 324 amino acids. Lineage: Eukaryota; Fungi; Ascomycota; Eurotiomycetes; Eurotiales; Aspergillaceae. Gene Ontology annotation, cellular component: cytosol.